AUGGCUGCGUCCAUCCCAGGCGCCGAGGCCAUACCCCAAUAUCUCCAGUGGAAGAUAGAAAGCCAAAGGACGGAUAUCAACUUGGAUAAGAAGUUGGAAGAAGCGAACAAGGUACUUCACAAUCGUAUCUUGAAGAUGCGCGAAGGGAAGCUAUGCACGGGUUGUGUACUGUUUGUCGGCCGCGAUCAUAAGUCACAUUGGGGUUUUGCAGGUGCUUUGUGGUCACGCUUUGAAGUUGUGCCGGGUUCAACAGAAGAAGCAUCGUUGCUCGCAAAGAAACCAAGACUAAAUUGGAACAUCAUUGCUGGAAAGUCGGUUACAUGCACACUUUGCAAGGCAUUCCUCGAGGCAGCAUUGCCCUUGCUACCAGAGGAGUCGAACAUGGUCAGGCCAAACCAGCUAUCUAUCGAUUUGCAUCGUGGAGCCUUAACGCUUCCUCGGAUGAAUUCAAAAUCUGAUGACGCAGUCAAGUACACCAUCUGGCCAAACAGUGGCUCGAGCCAGAGCAACUCCAAUGACACACCGCAUCAUUGUAUAUGGCAUCGCGACGUUCGACCUACAGUCGACUUCGAUUUAGUGGCAGGUUGGCUUAAAGCAUGCGAUGAAACACAUGGACACCACCCAGGCUCGCAGGGGCGAGAGCGAGCGCUUGACGGCAUUCGAUUCAUCGAUUUGCAGCAACGCUGUAUCGUCCGAAGAAACCGAAAUAAUAUGCUAUUGCUCGAAGAAAAUGGCGGUCUUUCAAGUCUGGAAGGAAAAUUUCGCCCUGUUGUUACAGAUGCGAUGCAAGUCUGUCGCCGUUUAGACAUUUCGUACUUGUGGAUUGACUGCCUAUGCAUUGUCCAAGAUGACGAAGCAAGCAAGCAUAGUCAAAUUCAGAACAUGGACCUUGUGUAUGCCAAUGCAUACAUCACGCUGGUUGCCGCUUCAGAGCAAGCUACGGAUCCACACGUCGUCAAUCAGAGUACCAAUGAAGGCAUAGAUGAAGGACUAGCGAGAGUUUCGGUACCAGUCACCACAAACAGAGCUCACUGUGGUUCUCCCGUGGGUGGACUUUUCAAGAGCUCGUUUGUGCCCGCCGCAUUCUCGUGUUCACAGCUAAGCAAGCUUUUCUCUACUGUCCAGAAGGAUUACUAA
Messenger RNA from Parastagonospora nodorum SN15, 1137 nucleotides. RefSeq lists its product as hypothetical. The coding region runs from base 1 to 1137 and encodes 378 amino acids. The transcript is spliced from 5 exons. NCBI's taxonomy places the organism in Eukaryota, Fungi, Ascomycota, Dothideomycetes, Pleosporales, Phaeosphaeriaceae. The record is from RefSeq and is a predicted model, not a curated record.